CAGCAGCAGCACCACCACGGCUUAGCUAAGAAUUCCAGGCCCCACCCGGGACAGUAGCAGCACCAUGGAUUCUUGCAGUUCAUCUAACUUUCGUUUCUCUGUCGGCUCCACUAGUCCCGGCGCUGUCGUUCUCUACUCGAAGGAGCUCAAAAAGUGGGAUGAAUUUGAAGAUAUUUUAGAAGAGAGGAGACAUGUCAGUGACCUGAAAUUUGCAAUGAAAUGUUACACACCUCUUGUCUACAAGGGAAUUACUCCUUGCAAGCCAAGUGAUAUUAAAUAUAGUGUACUUAAUUCUGAAGAAGUUCAUUAUGUCAUUAAGCAGCUUUCCAAGGAAUCCCUUCAUUCUGUUGAUGUCCUCAGAGAGGAAGUUUCUGAUAUCUUGGAUGAAAUGAGCCACAACCUACGUCUAGGAGCCAUCCGCUUUUUGGCUUUCACUCUAAGCAAAAUAUUUAAGCAAAUUUUCUCUAAAGUGUGUGUGAAUGAAGAAGGUAUUCAGAAACUACAACAAGCCAUCCAGGAGCAUCCAGUUGUCCUGCUACCUAGUCACCGAAGUUACAUUGACUUUCUGAUGCUAUCUUUUCUUCUAUACAACUAUGAUUUACCUAUACCAGUAAUAGCAGCAGGAAUGGACUUCCUAGGAAUGAAAAUGGUUGGUGAACUGCUACGGAUGUCGGGUGCCUUUUUCAUGCGGCGCACCUUUGGUGGCAAUAAAUUGUACUGGGCUGUAUUCUCAGAAUAUGUAAAAACAAUGUUACGGAAUGGUUAUGCUCCUGUUGAAUUUUUCCUCGAAGGGACAAGAAGUCGCUCUGCUAAAACAUUGACCCCUAAAUUUGGUCUUCUGAAUAUUGUGAUGGAACCAUUUUUUAAAAGAGAAGUUUUUGAUACCUAUCUUGUUCCUAUUAGCAUCAGUUAUGACAAGAUAAUAGAAGAAGCCCUUUAUGUAUAUGAGCUCCUAGGGGUUCCCAAGCCUAAAGAAACUACAACUGGGUUAUUGCGAGCCAGGAAGAUUCUCUCUGAAAAUUUUGGAAGCAUUCAUGUAUACUUUGGAGACCCAGUAUCACUUCGAUCUCUGGCAGCUGGAAGAAUGAGUCGCAGCCCAUAUAACCUGGUUCCAAGAUAUAUUCCUCAAAAACAAUCAGAAGACAUGCAUACGUUUGUCACUGAAGUUGCAUACAGAAUGCAGCUUCUGCAAAUUCAAAACCUGGUUUUGAGUCCAUGGACCCUAAUAAUUGCUGUUCUGCUUCAGAAUCGACCAUCCAUGAACUUAGAUGCUCUGGUAGAAAAGACUUUAUGGCUGAAAGGUUUAACUCAUACCUUUGGAGGGUUUCUCACUUGGCCUGAUAAUGAAUCUGCUGAAGCAGUUAUCCAGUCCAACAUCCUUCUGCAUUCCAACAUUGCCAGCCUUGUCAAAGACCAAGUGAUUUUGAAAAUGGACUCCGGAGACUCAGAAGUAGUCAAUGGACUUAUUUUUCAGCAUAUCACUCUUCUCAUGUGUUCAGCAUACAGGAACCAGUUGCUCAACAUUUUUGUCCGUCCUUCCUUAGUAGCUUUGGCAUUACAAAUGACUCCCAGGGCCAGAAAAGAGGAUGUCUACAGUUGCUUUCGCUUUCUACAUGAUGUUUUUUCAGAUGAGUUCAUCUUCCUCCCAGGAAACACACUAAAGGACUUUGAAGAAGGCUGUUACCUGCUUUGCAGAAGUGAAGCCAUACAAAUUACAAGGGACAUCCUAGUUACAGAGAAAGGAAAUACUGUGUUAGAAUUCUUAAUAGGGCUCUUUCAACCUUUUGUAGAAUGUUAUCAGAUAAUUUGCAAAUACCUUUUGAAAGAAGAUGACUACUUCACUGAGAAACAGUACCUUGCUGGAGUUAGAAUUUUCACAAAUCAGCUUCUCGAUCAAGGUGCUUCACAGUGUUAUGAUGUAUUAUCUUCUGAUGUACAAAAAAAUGCCUUAGCAGCUUUUGUGAGGCUAGGUGUGCUAGAGAAGAAGAAGAUAAAUAAUGACUGUAUAUUUUAUGUGAAUGAACCUGCCACAACAAAAUUAGAAGAAAUGCUUGGUUGUAAGACCUCGGUAGGAAAAACAAUAACUGCAAAACUUUAAGAAUCCCAAGCAGCUAUGGAAGAUGUGGUCACAUUAUUACUGUAAUCUAAGGACUCAAACAGGAAAGUGAAGAAAGAGACCAAUCUUCAUAAAACUUUGGAUUGGUGGACUCAGUGGACAAGAAGAGAUGGUCAAUUUAAGCAUCAGUGUGAUACUCUUCACAGUGGAUAAAAAGGCAUUUGUAUCUAACUCUGUAUUUUAAAAUAAACAGUCUUUUGGAAAUGUUUGGAAAAACAAAGUACAACUCCUAUUUCAUUAAAACUUCAACUUGUUACACAUAUUAAACUUUUACUUUGAUUUCUGAAAGUUUUUAGAACUAUUCUCUAAAAUCCUUAGGUUCACCAUUGUAUGAUUUUUUAAUUGAAGUGAAACACAUUAGUAAAAUUAAAUAUCAAUAAAUGUAAAUAAAAACAUUAGUGUCUGUAGCUAUUAAAAUUACUGAAAAGGGCAUA
This is a messenger RNA of Erinaceus europaeus (western European hedgehog), 2550 nucleotides long. It is a transcript of the gene GNPAT, whose product is annotated as glyceronephosphate O-acyltransferase. Gene Ontology annotation, cellular component: peroxisomal membrane; peroxisome; mitochondrial membrane. The coding region runs from base 65 to 2098 and encodes 677 amino acids. The record is from RefSeq and is a predicted model, not a curated record. The transcript has 16 exons. Lineage: Eukaryota; Metazoa; Chordata; Mammalia; Eulipotyphla; Erinaceidae. Gene Ontology annotation, molecular function: glycerone-phosphate O-acyltransferase activity. Gene Ontology annotation, biological process: ether lipid biosynthetic process.